AUGGUGAACCACCUCUUGUCAGCCAAGAUUGUAGGGCUCUUUUGCAUCUGCGUCUGCAAGGCAACCAGCAGGUCAUGCUUGUGUCAAACCGACGACCGAGGAAGAAAUGCGAUUCCUGGCAUUGGAGUAUUCGCAGUGCCCCUUACAAAUUACAACAACCUACAGUACUACUGCGACCUGAACAUUGGGUCUCCGUGGCAAUCCUUUAAAGCAGCGCUUGAUACGGCUGGUGCCAGCUGGGUGCUCUCCACAAACUGCAAAGCGGAUCUGGAACUGUGCCGUGAUCGCGACAAGUACGACCCGCGCGGCUCCUUCACUCACGUUGACGGCGUGGACAUCGCUUCGGCGCCCUUCGGGAACGGCACAGUUCUCGGGACGGCGUCAUGGGAUCGACAGCAAGUGGCCGGCGUCAUUGUGCCACGAAUGCCGUUCCUGCGCAUCGGUGACUUUGACGGCAAGAAGGACAUCUUCUGGGGCACUCCAUCCAACGCCGUUCUUGGACUGGAACAGGGCUCCCGCUCCUUCUUCGGCACCCUGGUGCGCGAGCGGCUCAUCGCGGAGCCACGGCUUGGCUUGUACUUCAGUCGUGACGACACGGAUAACGGAGAGGCACUGUUCGGUGGUAGCAACAACAUGCGGUACGAGGAGCCGCUGACAUUCUUACCCGCCCUCGGUUCAUACUGGAAUUUUCAGCUAGAUGGAGUUAUUGUAGGAAGCAUUAACCCCGGUUUUGGGGUAAUCCACGUCAUCGACGUUGCGGACUACGUGGACGUGUGGAUGCUUAUAGCAGCAGCGAAAGCAAGGAUUGGAAACUAUCCCUGCUACAAGGACGUGGGAUGCUUCACGCCGAAGACCAGAAUGAGCCUCGAGAUUGCUGUGCCCGACUCUCCAGAAGAAGUAGGGGCUGAAAUAACCUUCUUCACAGACGGCGGCGGCGGAGGGGUGCACGCUGGAUGCAACGUACUGAUUGUGGACUGGCGCAAGGGAGCAGAAUUCCCUUUCUACUUCAGGGCCUCUAGGAACACGCCUGCGCCAGGUGCUCAGCUUUCGCUUCUUAUUCGACAGAUGAUUCAGUCGUCUAAGAACGCGCUGUCCGCGAAGAGUGUCCAUGUCGUGGGAUUCAGCUUGGGUGCUCAAGUCGCUGGCUUCUGCGGUCGGCACUUUUAUAUAGCCACCAAGAAAAAGCUUGGGCGGAUCACAGGUUUAGAUCCCGCAGGACCUAUGUUCGGGAACAGCAAGGGGUGCCUUUCAGGAGAUGAUGCGGACUUCGUAGAUGUAAUACACGUGAAUGCGGGUAAUCUUCAAGACUUUCGAUAUGGAGUGGACAAGUCCGUCGGUCAGGUAGACUUUUACCCGAAUGGGGGCUCAGACCAACCUGGUUGUCCUACAGCUAUUCAACCGUUCGACGUGGGUGCAUCCACGUCGAGUGGCACAUCUCCAUCCCGAAGACUGACGCCAAACAUCAUGACUGAACCCUUGUGGUAG
Molecule: messenger RNA, 1485 nt
Organism: Rhipicephalus sanguineus (brown dog tick)
Lineage: Eukaryota; Metazoa; Arthropoda; Arachnida; Ixodida; Ixodidae
Exons: 9
Coding region: 1-1485 (494 amino acids)
Molecular function (GO): lipase activity
Source: RefSeq, a predicted model, not a curated record